Odontomachus brunneus is the source of this 3736-nucleotide messenger RNA. RefSeq lists its product as uncharacterized. Gene Ontology annotation, cellular component: plasma membrane. The record is from RefSeq and is a predicted model, not a curated record. Bases 1003 to 3051 code for a protein of 682 amino acids. The transcript is spliced from 10 exons. NCBI's taxonomy places the organism in Eukaryota, Metazoa, Arthropoda, Insecta, Hymenoptera, Formicidae.
AUUCAACUGAUUUCAAUGGAUGGUCGAUUGAAAAUCCAUGCAAGAGCUUUAAACUAGAGACUGUUUGCCGACAAUCUAUCGAUGACAAAACGGCCAUUGUCGAGGAUGAGCCCACGGGGAGCUCUCGCUGUUUUGUAGCCGACCAUUUGCCAUUCGUCCUCCGGACAUUCGUUACGAGUUGUUGGCCGUCUCGAUUUCUAACAGGGAGGAGAAACCACAUUAUAUAGCGAAAGAUAGGAUCGCUAGAGAUUCGAGGUAACGAUAGCGGAAGGAUGCGCGAAUCCUGCGUGCUACACCGAAAGCACGGCACGGUCCACGAUGGUGGGGCACGGCCGGGAGACGCGCGGCAAGAGGAGGAUGCUGCUGGACCAAAAUCUGGCCUCAGUCGGGCGCGACGCGCCAUAUGCGGAGGACCAUUUGUCAGCCCGCUCACAAAGGCCAAUAAUCUCGCGCGUGACACGUGUGCCUCCCCCGAUAAAAAGCGUUACGUGUCGCGCGCUGCGUGGAAAAGGUUUUUCGCCGCGAGACACCAGAGAGAAUUCGGGUGUCGUCCGGUGCGCUUCGAGUCACGCGAUACUUCACCGAACGAUCGCUGAAUCGUCGCUUCGUAUUUUCCGCUUCUGACAUACUUCUAGUCGUAGACAGUUAUUCGCGUAUCGUCGUGAUCAAAUUUCGUCGCUCAAUUAUUAUCGAGUUACUGUUCGGCUUGCAGGGUGAACGGCCGAAUUCGCGAAAUGUUCUCAUCCACCUGCGGUUCGAUCCGGAACGUGCGGUAUUCGCCGAUCAAGAGGCUGCAAAGAAUGUCGUAAGAGGGAUCGGACGAUUUGAAAUAGAUGAUAAGCGCUCCUCUCUCCUUCAGUCUCGGCUGCCUUCUCGUCGCCUUCGUCAAGGGUGAGCGGUCUUCACGAUGAAGAGCGGAAAAUGAGCGAAACCGGAAGACGAAGCGACACAGAGAGAGAACGUGAAGCAGGGUGAAGGAAGCCGCCGUGCUUCGCGGCGAAGAUGAGAUCGGAAGCCGCUCUCUACCUGCUCUCCCUGCUGAUCCUGCCACUUGAUGAUCCUUCGUGGGCUUCCGCCGACAUCAGAGGAUGCAAUCGCACCAUCAGAAAUUCGGUCGGUUGGAUACGCUGGACGGGACGAAUGGGUCGAUGCAUCGUGCGAAUCAGGGCACCGCUCAGGGAUCCGCAGGUGAUCGAGGUGAAAGUUAGAAGAUUGCAGGUAGGCUUUUUGAAAGAGGCCCGAUGCGAGGGAGCGUAUUUUCAGUUCUCAGACAGCCUGGGCGAUUCUGACGACGAGACGGGUCGAUAUUGUGGUCAUGUGACUGGAAAUACCACAAGGCUAUUUCUGCGACGUGGUCCUGAUCUCACGAUCACUCUAUCCUCGGAUGAGCAGUUCGCCUCGAAAAACCCGGUCAUCUUUUCCGCCCAAUUCUCCAUCCUGCCGGUGCGCUUGGCGGUGGAGCGUCACCGCGGCUACUCCGCGUCCUCGUCACCCACAUGUCUUGUCGAAUGUACAAUGCGCAAUGAGCGGCGCUCCUGCAGAUUGACCUCGCCGGGUUAUCCCAGUGUGUAUCCACGCGGGAUUAGAUGCAGAAUCGCUCUCGAGUCGAGCGCCGGUCGCUUCAGAAUAGGCGGUCAACCGGAAGACCUGUUCGACUUAAUGAACUACACCGACCAAGAGGGCUGUCAGAUAGAGAACUGCGAGGACUCGCUUGAGCCUAAGGGUCAAACGUCCUCGACCGAAAGAGUCGCGAGGGAUCGGGAUCGCGUCGAAGCGAGGGAUGAAUCUGUUAUCGGAAUCGAGGACAAUUGGCCGAGGAACAACAAUGGCCAGAUUCCCGCGACGCAGUUGAGAAGCGAGGAAACGAGCGAACGAUUAAUGAAGCAGAGACAUUACGUGAAGAAGGCGGCACGGCGUAGGGGAAAGCAAUACCGCAAAGAGCCGCCGAAUAAAUUUGACGCGGGCGAGUCGCGGCACGAGCCGAAGCUUAAAUCGAUGCGCUCGAAAAUUACGAGGAAGGACCAGCGGAGGGUUCCGCCGAGCCGUUAUCUCAGUGGCGACUUUGGAAGGCGGGAUGAAACGUUCGCUAGUGCGAUGGUGCCGGAGCAGAAAUACCUCAAUGAAAGUCGUUCGUCGAUAAACGUCACGUGUGACGGCGACUAUCUCGCGCUAUUGGAAAACGUGAACGGCAAGGUGUUCGAGAUUCAGAAGUUUUGCGGCGUCGGUCGAGUGCCGCGUAUCUUCUCGCGCGGGAAGAACGUGAUACUGGAAUUUUUCUCUCGGCAAGACGGCACGGUGAUGCACGACGGCUUUCAAGUGACUCUGCUGGAGGAACGGGUCUCAGAAGCGAGACACGCGAAUUGCGAAUUCGUGUACAGGAGUUCGGAGCGGAUCAGAGAGAACAUUAAAUCCCUACGGAGCUGGUAUCCGCCCAAUACUGUGUGUACUUACAAGUUCCUCGGCAGAAUCAUGGAGAAGGUGUCUAUUCAUAUAAAAAUCCUCAGAAACGAAUUCAUGCAGGAGAAACCGACUGAUAUUAGGCGGAACUUCAGCCUGAAUUAUUGUCCCGGCAACGAGAUCGCUGUUUAUAAUGGCGCGCAGGUAAACGGCAGCUUCUUGAUGUGGUCCUACUGCGACGCGUCUCAUUGGGACAUCAACAAUAUUCAAGUACCUUUGACGUCUAGCGGAAACGAAUUAUUGAUCCAGUACUACAGCGCCAAAGGGUCCUACGAUGGUCAGGGAUUCACCUACGCUAUAUCCUACAGAUUCGUCAGGAAGGAGCAGAAUGUCACCACGAAACGUGCCCACGGUAAAUACAAGUCGAUCUCUCUGCGACCAGUCAACCUGUCGGUUCUGAAUCUCAACGACACCGACAACUGCAACUGCAACUUCGACAACAGAAUGGGCACCUUUAAGAAUUGGUUCGUGGUACUGGUGAUCCUCGGUAUUGUGUCCUUCUUGGGGGCGAUCGUCACGAUAGUCGCCCUGAUCGCAAAAUUUUUGAAGAUCAGAUCCUCCGAAAAGAAACUCUUGCAAAAUGCAAAACAAUAAAGCUAGCACACUCUGCCUUCGGCAACUCUCUCGUCGUUAUGACAAUGGAAUUGAAAACAGCAAAACGAUCUCAGGGUUUCAUUCGAGACGAGAGGAACGAGUACUCUGGCGUGGCAACGAUUUGCGACAUGCAAAAAAAAACAGGUAAAAAUAAAACGAGGUCCCACCGAGACUUGAACUCGGAUCGCUGGAUUCAGAGUCCAGAGUGCUAACCAUUACACCAUGGGACCUUGACGAUUUUUCUAUGAAACAUUCGAGGACACAUUGAAAUGCGCGAACGAUACGCGAGGUGUUGGAGAGACCCAGGUAAAACACAAAAUCAUUUUAAUAUCAAGACGAUAUCAUUUUGACAUCAUUAUCAUAAAAUUAUCAUGAAAAUGGUAUCGUUUGACAUCAAAAUGACGUCACUUUUAUAUCAUUUGACGUCAUUUUGACUUUUAUAUGACUGUGUUCUACCUGGGAAAUUGUGUAUACGAUUGCGUCGCCAAAUCUCAUGAUGGAGAUCGAUUUUGAUAUAAAGAUCAAUAUGAUGAUUUAACAUCAUUUCGACAUAUCGUGACAAAAGUCUCAUCCUUUCUAAAUGAAAAAUAAUGUAUAUAUGCAACCAUGUAUACCUUAGGAUUAAAUUUUUAUACGUAAUACACGAAAUAAUAAAUUCCGCAAUAAAGUACACGUAAAAUAAGGA